CAAGAAAAUUUCUGUAUUUCUUUUGAGAGGAAAAAAAAAAAAGAAAACCCACAAGAGAGAAACCGCCAACCCUUGAACUCCUCUGGAUUCAAAUCGCGUUGUGCUUCGAAAGAAGAAUUUUUUUUUUAUUCUGAUUUUCACAUUUUCUCAGCAUCCAAACAGGGGAUUUUAUUAUUCAGUUUCUUCGGAAUCCGCUAUUGUCGAUAUUGCGCGCUUGUGUGAUUAAUUCGAGUUAUCGGUGAAAUAGAGCGAGUCCGAAGGUCAAAUGGAGGCUCGAGUUGCUCAGACGUUGCAAUUUUCCGCCUGGAUUCCCUCGGAAAAAGUUGUAAGGAGACCGAGCGGUUCGGUUCCGGUUUCCCGGACAUUGAAGGAUCAGAGAAAGCUUCAGGUGAUUGUUUCGGCUCGCUUUCCAACGUCAAAGGCGUCUGAUCGACCUAGAAAUGCCGCUUUGGAGGUGUCCUGUUCUUAUAAGAACUUUCCAGGUUCGGUAGUGGAAUCCGAAAACUAUAAUGCAUCUAUUGAUGAAGCUCUACUUCUGAAGAAUAAGUCAGAAGAGAUUGGGCCAUAUUUAAAUGGGCGUUGCAUAUAUCUUGUUGGUAUGAUGGGCUCUGGAAAAACAACUAUUGGAAAGAUUUUGUCAAAGGCACUUGAAUAUUCCUUUUCUGAUUGUGACACGUUGGUGGAGCAAGAAGCUGGGGGAAUAGCUGUGGCUGACAUUUUUAAGCUCCAUGGAGAGGGCUUCUUCAGAGAUAGGGAGACCGAGGUACUGCGGAAGCUAUCAUUAAUGCAUCGUUUUGUUGUUUCCACUGGUGGAGGGGCAGUUAUUCGGCCAAUCAACUGGAAAUAUAUGCACAAGGGUGUAAGCGUCUGGUUAGAUGUACCUUUGGAAGCCUUGGCUCAAAGAAUUGCUACUGUUGGUACUGGUUCUCGCCCUCUUUUGCAUCAUGAUUCAGGAGAUGUAUACACCAAGACUUUCAUGCGUCUGUCUAGUCUUUUUGAAGAGAGGAGUGAAGCAUAUGGCAAUGCCAGUGCCAGGGUUUCUUUGGAAAAUAUUGCAACCAAAUUUGGAGAAAUAGAUGUGUUGGAUAUCACCCCUACUGCUAUUGCAAUUGAGGCGCUCGAACAAAUUCUCAACUUUCUGAAGAAAAAGGAAGGUAAUGCAUUCUGAAUAAAAACUAAUUCAGCAUGCAAAGGCAAUUUUCUGAAAUAAUUUACGGAUUUGUGAGUUGGCCAUGGCACAUUCUUCUCCUCUUUUUGACCUUGCCUGGUGGGGGAUUUAAACUCUCUACAUUACGGUGAAGUCAGAUGUAGAAUUAUUGCAAAGCUAGCUAUGCCUGAAACCAUUUUUCGACACCCUGCGUUUUAGAUUAUAGUAAAAUCCCUGAUUCCCAAAUUAAAGAAAAAAAAAACAAUAAAAUUUUAUGGGCUAACAAGUACGCUAAUUUUUAUAAUGUAAAAAAAAAAAAAAAAGAAUGCAAUUGUCAAACAUCUUUGGGCAGAAAAAAAGAAUGCAAUUGUCAAACAUCUUUGGGCAGAUGGUCAAAGUAUGUGAAGGUGAAGUUGCCCACUGAACGGCAAGUGAAGUUCUCCAGUGUCAAUGUCGCAUUUCUUUUACCGACGGUUCUUCAAAAGUUUCGACUGAAGUGCCUCGGUGUUUAGAUAUGUUUAUUCAAAAAAAAAAAAAAGUUGUGUUUAGAAGAGAUGUAUCUCAGCAGGAAACUUUCACAUUUGUCGCUGAUAAAUUGUUAGCAACCAUCCAAAUAGAAAGGCCAAAAUCAAGGUAGGCUUUUGAUAUAUGAUAUAUAUAAUAUAUGUUCACUUGAAUUAACAGGCUUACUAGCUCGUUCAAAUUCAUAUCAUGCGUGUUUGGUUCAUAGAUCUGGACCAAUGCAGUACAAUUUGAACCGACCGCAAAUUUGGAGUAAAAAAAUUGAUUGUUUUCGGACCGAUGUUUGUUGCACGAAGACAAACGUAAAUAAAGUCAAUUUGUUCAUAGUGGAAUUUUUUACCGUGUGUUUUGGUAGAUUACUGUGUCACGAGAGAUUACUCAGCUCUGAGAAGUGUAGCUCAAUUGCACCUAAUGGAUUUUCUUUUCUUCUUCUUCUUCUUUUUUUUUUUUUUUUGGAACUUGAAUUUUUUUUCAAAUAUGAAAACCAUCAGCCAAAACAAAAGGGCCAAUGCACAAUGGAAUUACAUCAAUCCCACAAAAUUACAGAGCAUAAACACUCCGUAAACAGUGGCCUAUAAUAUUCCUUGGAUGUAGCAAACAAAACCACUAUUUUUAAGGCUAAAACUUGCCUAAUAUCAUUUAGACCUAGUUUAU
Molecule: messenger RNA, 2323 nt
Organism: Morus notabilis
Lineage: Eukaryota; Viridiplantae; Streptophyta; Magnoliopsida; Rosales; Moraceae
Product: shikimate kinase, chloroplastic
Exons: 12
Coding region: 266-1168 (300 amino acids)
Cellular component (GO): chloroplast
Molecular function (GO): shikimate kinase activity
Source: RefSeq, a predicted model, not a curated record